Messenger RNA from Oncorhynchus masou masou (cherry salmon), 2352 nucleotides. RefSeq names its product ATP-dependent 6-phosphofructokinase, muscle type-like. Gene Ontology annotation, biological process: fructose 6-phosphate metabolic process; fructose 1,6-bisphosphate metabolic process; canonical glycolysis. Gene Ontology annotation, cellular component: membrane; cytoplasm; 6-phosphofructokinase complex. NCBI's taxonomy places the organism in Eukaryota, Metazoa, Chordata, Actinopteri, Salmoniformes, Salmonidae. The record is from RefSeq and is a predicted model, not a curated record. The coding region runs from base 49 to 1917 and encodes 622 amino acids. Gene Ontology annotation, molecular function: identical protein binding; AMP binding; 6-phosphofructokinase activity. The transcript is spliced from 18 exons.
AUCUCAGCGGAGGAGGCUAAUCGUUCUUCUCAUCUCAACAUCGUGGGCAUGGUGGGCUCUAUCGACAACGACUUCUGUGGCACUGACAUGACCAUCGGCACCGACUCCGCCCUGCACCGCAUCAUAGAGGUGGUUGACGCCAUCACGACUACUGCACAGAGUCACCAGAGGACCUUUAUCCUGGAGGUGAUGGGCAGACACUGCGGCUACCUGGCCCUGGUGACUGCUCUGGCCUGUGGUGCUGACUGGGUGUUCAUCCCAGAAAUGCCCCCAGAGGAAAACUGGGAGGAACAUUUGUGCAAAAGAUUGAUUGCGCAAAGGGGGCGUGGUUCUCGUCUGAACGUCAUCAUUCUGGCAGAGGGAGCCCAGGACCGUAACCAGAAACCCAUCACCUGUGACCAAGUCAAAAAUCUGGUAUCCAAGAAACUUGGCUUCGACACCCGUUCCACAAUCCUGGGACACGUACAGAGAGGUGGCACCCCCUCUGCUUUUGACAGAAUCCUGGGUAGCAGGAUGGGUGUGGAGGCUGUGAUGGCUCUGUUGGAGGCCACCCCAGAAACCCCAGCCUGUGUUGUCAGUCUUUCUGGGAACAUGGCCGUCAGGCUGCCUCUCAUGGAGUGUGUCCAAGUGACUAAAGAUGUGACCGUAGCCAUGACGGAGGGGAGAUUUGAAGAUGCUGUAAAGCUCAGGGGAAAGAGCUUUCAGAAUAACUGGGACACAUACAAAAUGCUGGCUCACGUGACCCCACCAGAAAUGAAGAGCAACAUCAACAUUGCCAUUAUAAAUGUUGGCGCCCCCUGUGCUGGGAUGAAUGCAGCAGUGCGUGCAGCUGUCAGGGUUGGUAUCAUCCAGGGACAUCAGAUGCUAGCUGUACAUGACGGCUUUGAUGGCCUGGCCAACGGACAGAUUGAGCCUAUCAUCUGGGCUCAAGUGGGUGGAUGGACUGGGAAGGGAGGGUCCAAUCUCGGUACCAAGAGACACCUGCCAGGUAAAAACAUUGAGCAAAUCAGCCUGAACAUUACCAAGUUCAACAUCCAUUCUCUGAUCAUCAUCGGAGGCUUUGAGGCGUAUCUGGGUGGUCUGGAGCUGGUGACAGCCAGGGAGAUGUACGAGGAGCUGUGUAUCCCCAUGGUGGUCAUUCCUGCCACCGUCUCUAACAAUGUUCCUGGAUCAGACUUCAGCAUCGGAGCUGACACCGCCCUUAACACCAUCACCAUGACUUGCGACAGGAUAAAGCAGUCUGCUGCUGGCACUAAGAGGAGAGUGUUCAUCAUUGAGACCAUGGGGGGAUACUGCGGUUACUUAGCAACCAUGGCUGGCUUGUCAUCUGGGGCUGAUGAUGCCUACAUCUAUGAAGAGCCUUUCCAUAUCCGUGACCUAGAGCUGAACGUGGAGCAUCUGAUAGAAAAGAUGAAGACCUCAGUGAAGAGAGGCCUCAUUCUCAGGAACUCUAAUGCCAAUGAGAACUACACCACACAGUUCCUCUACAACCUGUACUCAGAGGAGGGAAAGGGCACGUUUGACUGCCGGAUGAAUGUCUUAGGACACAUGCAGCAGGGUGGAACCCCCAGCCCCUUUGACAGGAAUUUUGGUACCAAGAUGGGAUCCAAGUCUGUCCUAUGGCUGACAAACAAGCUGAAGGAGUGCUACAGACACGGACGUAUCUUUGCCAACAUGCCAGACUCAGCCUGUGUGCUGGGCAUGAAGAAGAGAUCCCUGGUCUUCCAGCCCCUGGCUUCCCUCAAGGACGACACUGACUUUGAGCACCGUAUCCCAAAGACAGAGUGGUGGCUGAGGCUAAGGCCCAUCCUGAAAAUCCUGGCCAAAUAUGACACUGUGGAAAUGGACACCUCUGAGGUGGCUGCCAUGGAGCACGUCAUCAAGAAGACAGGCCUAGUCAAGGGGGGCAAAAUGUAAACAAACAAAUAAACACACACAUAUAAACACAACCUCACAUAAACACAUACAUACCGACCAUUGGUAUUGCAUCUCGGCCCACCCACAGUCAACCAUUCAGUCAACAGAUGUGUGUAGCAUCUCAGUGUAGUCCUAGUGGUUAUGAGGAAGAGACUGUACAUACAGUUUGUUGUGUGGAGCUUUGAACAGUUCUACAUCACAGAAGUCAUUCUACACCAUUCUGCAGAAACCCUGCAACAAUACUGUGCAGAUCUCUCAGUGGAGUCAGUCUAACACUUUUGUCUCAAAGCCACAAAAACACUCUCGGUGUGCUGUUUCCUGUGUCUGGCUCACUGCUUUCUCCCCUAUUUGUAUGGCAGAACAGUUUACAAAAUGAAGACUUCUUUCUUGCAUUGAAACUGAACUAGGAUAUGUAAUUAAACUCUGCUUCAUUUC